ACUCGCUCUUCGACCGCCUCGCAGGCAACACCGACGAACUCGUCGUUUUUACCGAGAGUGAGAAAACUGGACUAAUGUGAAACAGAGAAUUAAAUAUUUAAUUAAAAAAACAAUAUUUAUUGAAAAUAUUUAUACGAGAAAGAUUUUGGAUUUACAACAAUCUCAAGAAAAAUCAGAAGUGCUCUCUAUAUGUGAACUACUGUAACAGAACGUGAUUCAUAUUUAUUUUCGUCUGUUAAAAAAAAAUAAAAUAAAAAAGGACCUAUCGGGGAUUUCAACGCAGCUCCGGAUACUUAUCACAAGAAAUAUUCGUCAUGUGGAUACCGAGGAUGACGCUGCCGGCCGCAGUAAUAUCUAUAUGUGCCCUGCUGGGCGUGGCCACUGGCAACGAAGGACCCGUGGCUUCACUACAAGAGAAAUCUCCUGUUUACUUCCCAAUUUUGCCCGAAGAUUUCAAGGACUUCGGAAUCAAGAUCGAGGGAGGCGCCUUCCAUCCAAGAGGCGACAGAACUGGAAAGAAACUGGACAUGCCAGUGACGACGGCGAAGCCCACCACCACGACCGAUAAAUUACCCAUAAAUCCAGGGGGCGUCCUCAGUCACGUUGCUCAGGAGGCCAUCACUGAACCUCCAGGCCCAUCCUACCUCACCGACUCCUACUACUACUUAGACGACCACACCCAAUCCCCGGGAUCGCACGAGCACUCCGACGAAGGGCAUGGCCACGACCACGGGGACAUCAGCGAAAUCAUUGCGUUGAUAGACCGGGAGAGCGAAAAUUUCGGAGCUCAGGCCCUCCAGAACUUAGCUACUGUAAGCAGACAGUCUCACGGAGUGAGAGAACCUUCGACUUUGGCUCUGUCAUCCCCAUCGGAGCCAUCAGAGGCCCCAAGCCGACCAUCCAACAGAGUUCCUGCCCGUUAUACCACACCCGCUCCCCUACCCACCACAGCCAAAACAACCACUACAACAACAACAACAACAACUACAACCCCAGCUCCUACAACAACAAGAGCCCCUACUACCAGAGCUUCCCCUACCCCUGCAGCGCUCUCCGGCAUCCCUAACAAGAAUGUGAAACUCAGACCAGCAUAUACUCCCAUUCCUACCCCAGCCCCCACGGCCAUUUCGACUGCUCCGACUCCCCCGAAUUCCUACAAGACCCCGAGCCAGAGGCCCUCAACCCGUAGCCCGAACCGUAUCGCUUCCAAGGCGACCACGAGGAUCUCCCUCCCAUCCACUACAACAACAACAACAACGACCACGGCCGCCCCCCAACCCCCGAAGCAGACUUAUGGCAGACCCGAUAGAUUGGCCUCGAGGAGGCCGCAGGCUUUCGAGUCCUCCAGAAUCUCCAAGACGACUUCGAGUCGCUCAUCAUCUCCAUCUCGCAGACCAACUGGCGCCCCAAAAUCGACCUACCGCACGCCCACGCCGCCCACAGUGUCCUCCACCACGCCGGCAGCCCCUACUACUACCAAGGCCACUAGUCCUAGUCCUAGUGCUAGUUCUAGGUCGUUUGGGGACAGAGCGUCCCAGGGUAGCGCCCCGAGACGGCAGUAUCUAACAGCCGUGACCAAUAGUCCUAGUGACUCUCCGGUGUACCGUACCUCGACUAAAGCGUAUAGGGCGCCAUCUUCGCUCUUCCACAACAGGGGCGCUACUACCACAGUUACAGCUCCAGCGCAACCAGAUUUCGUUCAAUCAGACGCAAACAUCUACGUUCCGCUGGAAUACGACGAGGAGGCCAUUCCAGGGGAAGCUGGAGUAGACUACCCCAACUUCAGAAAUAUUCCGGAUACGUCGUUCACCUGCUCCGCGCAGGAGCAUCCGGGGCUCUACGCUGACACAGAGUCUCGGUGCCAGACCUUCCACAUCUGCCAGGAGGACGGGCGGCAGGACUCGUUCCUUUGCCCCAACGGAACCAUCUUCAACCAGCAGUACUUCGUGUGCGACUGGUGGUACAACUUCUCGUGCGACCACGCCGACAGGUUCUACUCCCUGAACGCCUUCAUCUACGAAAUUCCCGAGAGCACGAAAUACGAAAGGAAAUAACGCUCAUGAAUGCUCGUUAGAUAUAUAUAUAUGGUGAUUUAUACUGUACUCUUAAGGUUCGUUUUAACGAGGUUGUUUCGGCUGGGGAGAAAAAAAAGAAUCUGCGAAAAUGAGGGUUAAAUUGUUAUUUUUUUCCCCAACGAAGACAGGUAUGCUAAUCAACUCGAAAAAAAAUUUGCAUUUAAUAAAUUGAGAAUUAUUAAUUUAACAGAGAAAUCAAACGUGGAGGUAAAUUCCAACGAGUUUCACACGUUUUAAUCAGCUGUUUGAAAAACACGAUGCGUUUCAUUCAAUCGUGUUUCAUGUUUCACUUCAGUUUCAUUUCGUAUUCCUUGACUCUGACGAGCUGCCUUAGUAAUUGUACGGGCUGCUCUAUGAGCAAGAGCCCAUGCUGGCAUAAGGCCAGCUAAAUCUACAUGUAAAACAACAACUGUACAUAGUCCUAUGAGUGUUACACUAGGAUCAAGCUCAUUCAAAUUCUUUUUCUUUUUAUAUAUUUGUGUAUAGAAGAGCCCAUUUUUAUUUUUGUACGACACUUAA
Messenger RNA from Macrobrachium nipponense, 2594 nucleotides. RefSeq names its product mucin-2-like. The coding region runs from base 315 to 2054 and encodes 579 amino acids. Gene Ontology annotation, cellular component: extracellular region. NCBI's taxonomy places the organism in Eukaryota, Metazoa, Arthropoda, Malacostraca, Decapoda, Palaemonidae. The transcript has 9 exons. The record is from RefSeq and is a predicted model, not a curated record. Gene Ontology annotation, molecular function: chitin binding.